AUGACGAGCGACCGCACCGCAUUCCACGACCUCUUGCCCACCGCUUUCUACGCGCGCCUGGGUGACGACGACCAGGAACGCCUCGCGCUGCUUGACUCGUGCUCCACGAUCGGCAUCAUCGACGCUCAGCUGGCUCAACGACUCGGCGCCCCGACUCCGCAAGGUCCCUGCGUGCCAGUCAACGGCAUCGGCUCCGACACAACCCUCGGCCACGUCACCCUACCCUUCAGCAUCGCAGCCAACGCCAAACAGGAAGCAAUCGACAUCCAAUCCUCGGCAGACUUCCACGUCGUCCGCAACUUCGGUCCGGGCCUUUGCUUUGGAAUCGACGUGAUCAAGUCGCUUGGCAUCGUCAUCGACUCGGCAAGGGGGAUCGCGACUACAGACGAGGGCACCUUUCCGGUGUAUGACACCAAAGGCGUCCGCCACACCGCGGCGCGAACGGCAAAGGUCCUGCGGGCAGCGCAGGCCGUUACUCUGCCACCCGAGUGCCACGUGUGGGUUCCUGUGUCUCAGUCGUGCAAGCGCGGGCUGUCGUACACGCUCGACAGCGCCCUUUGGUGCCAUCGGCCGGCGCGCACGAUGUUCGCCACUACUGGCGCACUGGUCGACGCCGACACCUCGGCCAUCCUCGUCACCAACUUUAGUCGCCGGCCUCACCGCAUCCCCGCAAACUUCAUCCUCGGCGAUGCCAUUCCUCUCGCGGUCGGCGACGACGCCAAGCGGGCGUCCAGCUUUCACCUCUUCGCCGAGGCACAGGCACCGGACACCGCGGGCCAGCCCUACGCUUCCGACGAGCCCAACGCCGAGGACCAGGCCGCGACGAACGAGGGAAACAGCGCGACCCACUUCCACGCGGCUCCAACCGCCGCGCCGCCCACCGCUGAGGCAUCAGAGCAAGACCAGCAGCUCGAUCUGGCGACGGCAGCCCUCGUCGACGAGGCGACCACGGCGGCCCUAUCCGGUCAGCCCAGUGCCGACCCCGUCGACCCAUCGGCCGAGUGGGACCCGCGAAUCGCGCCGCCUCCAGACACGUCGCCCCCAAAUCAGCCAAAGAAGCCGCCCAUAGCCACCGUCGACGGCCACUUCCGCGUCGGCCGCCCGGCGGGCUCCGAUGAACCACACGCCGCCAUCGUCGAGGUGUUACGUGCCAAUGUCGACGCCUUCUCCCUUGAUGGGCGUCCGGGCCACAUCCGCGGCGAAGAGAUGAGCAUACCACUGCUACCGGGGGAGACGCCGAAGCCCGAGGCGCCACGCCGCGUCAGCCCAUGGAAGAGGAAGGCCAUCGACGAGAACAUGCUGCAGUUGGAGGACUGGGACGUGAUCGAACCAUCCAACUCCUCGGCCUCGUACCCGAUCCUCCUUGUCAAGCAGGGCGCCAAGAUCCGCAUGUGCGUCGAUUACCGCGGCUUGAACAACAUCAGCACCACCGACAGCUACCCGCUGCCGCGCAUCGACGACGUGCACAACGCCCUCGGCGGCCACACGAUCUUCUCGGGCCUGGACGCCAUCCGAGGCUACCAUCAACUAGGCAUCAAGCCUGAGGACCGAUGGAAGACGGCCUUCGUCUGUCAUCGGGGUCUCUUCCAGUACAAGCGCGUGCCUUUCGGACUGCGCAACGCGCCCGCCGCCUUCCAACGCUUCAUGGAUCGGCUCCUGGGCGGCAUGCGCUGGACGGAAGCUCUGGUGUACCUCGACGACGUCGUAGUGUUCUCGCGGACCAUCGAGGAACACGCGGCGUCGCUCAACCGGCUCCUCAAGGCCGCCAUCGCCGUGGGCCUCAAGUUCGCACCCGAGAAGUGCACCUUCGCAACAAGCGAGCUCAAGCUCCUCGGGCGUCGAAUCUCCGCCGCCGGCGUCGCCACGCUGGAGGAUCGCACCGAAGCUGUGCGAAGCCUGGUCGCUCCCGAGUCGCUCCAAGACCUCUACCGAGUGCUGGGCCUCCUCAACUACUACCGCAGCUUCAUCCCCAACUUCGCCCGCCGCGUCGAGCCCCUCACCUCGCUCACCCGAGGGAUCAGCUACAAGAAAGACGAUCAGGGCCGGUACUUCCUCACCGACGGUCAGGGCAAACGCGUUGCCGCUUCUUCGGUACGCAUCGACUGGGGUGCUGAUCAAGCCGCCGCGUUCGAGGACCUCAAGGACGCCUUGGCCAGCCCACCCGUCCUCGCGCAUCCGGACUUCAGCAAGCCGUUCAUCCUCUACGUCGACUCGUCCAAACACGCCUUCGCCGCGGCUCUGCACCAACGCGCGUCCGAUCCGCAAGCGGCACACUCGCACCCCACCGACGUGCUGUCCAUUGCAAGGCUGCUUCGCGAUGACGCGGCGUACGAAGCCGCGAUCGACGCAGACGCCGCCUUCUCCGGCCUGUGGCGACAGAUCCGUGACGGGGCCGAUACGCCCGCCUACGCGAUCCGCGAGGGUCGCCUCAUCCGCACCGGCACAAACGGCCUCGACAACCAGAUCUGCGUACCCGAGGCGCUCCUUCCCAAAGUCUUCAGCGCGGCGCAUGACCUCGGCCACUUCGGCUUCGCAAAGAGCCUGCUCAGCAUCAGGGAGUCCGUGUUCCACCCACGCCUCGCCGAGGGGCUCCGCUCCUACAUCCGCCACUGCCCCGCGUGUCGUCGCACAAAACCCCCUCGCGCCGUCGGCGCGCUCGACUCCGCCCGCAUGCUCUCCGCCACCGAUCGUCCUUUCCACACCAUCUCUGUGGACGUCGCAUCCGGAUUCCCACCCUCUGCCGACGGCACCGACGCUCUCCUCGUGGUCACGGAUCUCUUCUCCAAGAUGAUCCUCGUUGAACCAUGCCGCUCCUCCGCUUCCACCAACGACUUGUGCGUCCUGCUUGAGCGCGCUGUCCUCCGACGCGGCUGGUGUCCGUCGGUCAUCGUUUCCGACAGCGACUCCCGGUUCGUCGGACAGGCCUUCCAGACCUUCGCCACCACUAUCGGCGCCGAGCUCCAGCCCUCUCGGCCGUACCACCAGCAGGCCAACCCCGUGGAACGGCAGAUCCAGACACUACAACGGGUCAUCCGCUCGCUCUCGCUGUCCCAGCCGGAUUGGAUCGCCGCGGCAUAUGCGGCUGAACUCGCGAUCAACAGCACGCCGGCGCUAGGCACCCAGUACGCGCCCUUCGACCUCGUCUACAUCGACAGUGCUCACGACCGCCUCAACGCGCACCUUACCGAGAACGAUCCCGCCGUUCGCCUUCUCGACGACCGUCUGGCGCUCGCGCGAGGCCGGCUCCAUCAGGCCCGCGACGCAAUAGAACGCGCACAAGCUUCGGACAAGCGUCGAUACGACCGCCGACGCCGUCCGAUUCCCAAGUACAAAGUCGGCGAUCCCGUUCUCAUCCUCACCAAGUCCCGCCCGGUCCACGCCGCCGGCGUCAACAACAAGAUCGACCCGCCCACCGUCGGUCCGUUCACCAUCGCCGAAAUCCGAUCGCCGCACCGUGUCCGCCUCGACCUCCCGCUGGACAUGCGCAUCGAUCCUGUGCUUGACGUGUCGCAAAUCGCGCCCUACCCCAGCGAGGAUCCCUUCGGCCGCCCGCUGGACGCCACACCGGACUCGUUCGACGACGACACCCCUCUUUUCGAGAUCGACCGUAUCAUCGGCGAACGCAUCGACCGCCGCACCGGCGAGCGCAGCUUUCGCGUCCGCUGGAAGAACGACCCGCGACCGACCUGGGAACCGGAGCGCACCCUGCGCGAGGACAAAUGCGAUAACGCUAUCAACGACUGGCUCCUUCGCGACGUCAGCACCCCCCCGCCGCCGGAGCCCGUCGCACAGGCUCACGCCCGGUGGACGAGUACCGACCAAGACGAGCGCCCUGUGGCCUUCAUCUCCAAGUUGACGAGCGCGUCGGAGUCGCGCCUCGUAGGCCUCGAGCUUGAGAUCACAGGCCUCGCGUGGGCCGUCCAGCGCCUCCAGCACUACCUCGAAGGAGCAUCGAGCAUCGAGGUCAUAACCGACCACGCCCCUUUGCGCGCCGUCCUUGCCGCGCCUCUCCACAGCCAACGCCCUUCGUCCGCCCGCAUCGAGAAGAUGCGUGCAUACCUCACACCUUUCCUUCCUUUCAUGACGGUGCGCUACAAACCCGGUUCGCAGCACACCAACGCCGAUGCCCUGUCGCGCCUCGCCCGUCUUCCGUCGUAG
Pseudozyma flocculosa PF-1 is the source of this 4158-nucleotide messenger RNA. RefSeq lists its product as uncharacterized. The record is from RefSeq and is a predicted model, not a curated record. The transcript has 2 exons. NCBI's taxonomy places the organism in Eukaryota, Fungi, Basidiomycota, Ustilaginomycetes, Ustilaginales, Ustilaginaceae. The coding region runs from base 1 to 4158 and encodes 1385 amino acids. Gene Ontology annotation, biological process: DNA integration. Gene Ontology annotation, molecular function: nucleic acid binding.